Passer domesticus (house sparrow) is the source of this 1891-nucleotide messenger RNA. Its product is annotated as olfactory receptor 14C36-like. Gene Ontology annotation, cellular component: membrane. Gene Ontology annotation, molecular function: G protein-coupled receptor activity; odorant binding; olfactory receptor activity. The coding region runs from base 711 to 1643 and encodes 310 amino acids. The record is from RefSeq and is a predicted model, not a curated record. The transcript has a single exon. Gene Ontology annotation, biological process: G protein-coupled receptor signaling pathway. NCBI's taxonomy places the organism in Eukaryota, Metazoa, Chordata, Aves, Passeriformes, Passeridae.
GGCUCUGGGAGGGGGCACAGCUGGCUCAGGGUGACACUGUCCCAAGUGCCUGGCUCUGGGCAAUGCUGUCAGUGCAGCCAGGGAAGGAGCUGCAUCUCCCUUCAUCCACUGCCAGCAUAAGGACACUUGGAAGUGUCCCUGAGAUUCAGUCCAAGCUGGGAGCUUCAAUCCAGGAUGCAAAGGUGUCGUAGAGUUUCUCUGAGUUAUAAGUCUAAUGGGGAAAGGCAGAUGUGUUCUGACAGUGAAAAUGCUGUUGGGGUGGUGAAAUGUGCAAUGUGAGUCCCUGUCUACAAAUGUGGAGCUGGGCUGUGGUGGAUUCAUCUGCUCUCAGCAGUAAAUCUGGGGCUUUUUUAGGGAAAACAUGGGAAGCAGAUACACCUCCACCUGAGAAAAGUUAAAGCCCAGAGAAACUGAACAGGUUGGAAUGACAGACCAUCUCCCCUCAGUCUCCAUUCAUCACUUUACCUCUCAGAACUUGCUCUGUUCCCCCUGAGGGCAGCAGAAAUGCUCAGGGUUUCUGAUAUACAAGAACACCUGGACAGAUAUGGGGGACUUAAAGAGAAAAUCCCAGAACGCUUGAAUAAAAAAGAGUGUCUGUGUGUUCCAGGGGAGGGGGUAUGGGAAAUGCCUUUGAUUUUGGUUACAGGUAUCUCCUCUAACUCUUCACUGUCCUUUUCUCUACAGCAGUACCCAAAGCUCAGCCUCAGCAAAUGUCCAACAGCAGCUCCAUCAGCCACUUCCUCCUGCUGGCAUUGGCAGACACGCGGCAGCUGCAGCUCCUGCACUUCUGCCUCUUGCUGGGCAUCUCCCUGGCUGCCCUCCUGGGCAACGGCCUCAUCAUCAGCGCCAUAGCCUGUGGCUACCACCUGCACAUGCCCAUGUUCUUCUUUCUGCUCAACCUGGCCCUCAGCGACCUGGGCUCCAUCUGCACCACUGUCCCCAAAGCCAUGCACAAUUCCCUCUGGGACACCAUGACAAUCUCUUACAAAGGAUGUGCUGCACAGCUCUUUUUUUUGUAUUUCUUCUUGUCAGCAGAGUAUUUCCUCCUGACAAUCAUGUGCUACGACCGCUACGUGUCCAUCUGCAAACCCCUGCACUACGGCACCCUCCUGGGCAGCAGAGCUUGUGCCCACAUGGCAGCAGCUGCCUGGGCCAGUGCCUUUCUCUAUUCACUGCUGCACACAACCAAUACAUUUUCCCUGCCCCUGUGCCAUGGCAAUGCCCUGGGCCAAUUCUUCUGUGAAAUCCCCCCCCUCCUCAAGCUCUCCUGCUCCAAAUCCUACCUCAGGGAAGUUGGGCUCAUUGCAGUUAGUGUCUGUUUGCUAUUUGGCUGUUUUGUGUUCAUUGUUUUCUCCUAUGUGCAAAUCUUCAGGGCCGUGCUGAGGAUCCCCUCUGAGCAGGGACGGCACAAAGCCUUUUCCACCUGCCUCCCUCACCUGGCUGUCAUCUCUCUGUUCCUCAGCACUGCCACAUUUGCUCACCUGAAGCCUCCCUCCAUCUCCUCCCCGCCCUUGGAUCUGGUGGUGUCAGUUCUGUACUCGGUGGUGCCUCCAGCCCUGAACCCCCUCAUCUACAGCCUGAGGAACCAGGAGCUCAAGGAUGCCCUGAGAAAAAUAAUGACUCUUUCUUUUCAGAAGCAAUAAACUCUCUUUUUUCUUCUCAGAACCAUGUGAAUGUAACUCUUUACAAUCUUGGCCUUUUUUUUCCUGUUUGUCCGUUUUGUCAUUGGGACCCUUUCUUAUUAUUUUUCUGGUGUCAUAAUGUCUUUUAUAAAUUACUAGAAUACUACUCUUAGCAUUUUUACAUGCACGUCUGCUUUUCUUUUGCAACACAAAGACUUUGAGGAGGCUUGUUCCCUCUGCAUUUGAAUAAAAGCCAGUGUCUACCCUGA